Molecule: messenger RNA, 2453 nt
Organism: Gryllus bimaculatus (two-spotted cricket)
Lineage: Eukaryota; Metazoa; Arthropoda; Insecta; Orthoptera; Gryllidae
Source: the annotation of a GenBank genome assembly
GGAAGGGGGACUUUAAACUCGUUCCAAACCUACCAACUAGCAUUAAUUUUCCCUAGAAUUGCCAGUUGGCGAUCCUACAAUUCAUAUCGACGUGUUGUCAUGGAAACAGCGUUUCGAGAUGUGGCCUGUUUUCCCUUCACGAGUCGGCAUGAUUCAAUGGACGACACGAAAUGUGUAGAGUGGGAGUGACUAUCUUGGGAGUGUUUCAUUGAUAAAAAAAAAUGUCAGAUUGUACAUAACCUCACCGUGACAUGUAUUUUCUGUUUUGUGAAAUAACGUGAGGGAACGGACAUGUUUCUCUUUUUAAGUUGCCGUAAAGAAUUUCUAAUAACCUAUUAUGAUUAGCCCCGAAAACAUAGCAAGUAACCUGAUUAAGGAAAGUAGAAAUCCAAAAAGCCCUGGGGAAAUUAGCAUUUUACUUCAGCAGCUUCAUGAAGCAGUUCAGGUAUCAAGUGAUGUGGACAGUUUCAUUGGCCCAAUUAUGAAACUAUUGCCUAAUAAUAAUUUUGAAAUUAAGCGAUCUGUGUAUUCUUUACUUCCAAGGAUAUGUUCAAUACAUCCUGAUUCUGCACUUUUAGCAGCCAAUACAAUUGUGAAAGAUUGUAUGGACCCCAAUCCCUAUGUAAAAUGUGUUGCUUUGUCUGCAGCAUGCUCUUUACCUCAGAUAUUGGAACAUACAAAUUCAGUAUUAUUACAAUUAUUUGAUGAUGACAACCCAAAAGUGCGACAUUCAAUUGUUCUGGGCAGUGGCAAGUUAUUUAGAAAGGCACCAGAUGUUGUUAAGGAGAUGGGCUAUGUUGACAGAUUAUAUGAAUGUGUCAGGGACAGUGAUCCUGUUGUAGUAACAAGUAGUUUACUGACUCUGGAUGUCAUAUUAGCAUCAGAGGGUGGUGUAGUUGUCAAUCGGAACAUGGUAAAUUAUUUAAUGGGACGACUUCCUGAAUUCCCAGACAUGCAGUUAGCAGACAUUUUACAAGUAUUUCGUAAAUAUACUCCUGCAAAUGAAGAGGAACUUUUUCGAGAGAUGAGUAUUUUAGAUCCGUAUUUAACAUGUUCCACAAAUGCUGCAGUAACUGUGAGCUGCAUCAAUCUAUUUUUAUUUCUUGUUGAAAAGGACUUCUCACACUUAACAAGUGACAUCAUCAAACGGUCCUUACCUGUAUUGAGAGAAUUUCUCAAAUCCUCUGCAUCAAAACUCUAUGUAAAAAUUAUUCUUGAUUUCUUAAUAUCGAUGAUCCAUCAAAAGAAGUAUGAUUGGCUAAAUGCUUUGAGUGAGUGUCCUGACCUAUUCUUUCCCCAAGAAAAAGAUGAUUAUAAGAUCAUAAGAAAAAAAAUCUCUAUUCUUCCAUAUGUGUGUGAUGAAGAAAAUUAUAAAACUGUUCUUGAAGCUUUAAAAGAAAAGUACUGUUUAAAUAUGAACACACAUAAAGAUGCAAUAAUGUGUGCAUCUUUAAUUGCAAAACGCUGUUCUGUUAAUGUUGGUCACGAGUGCCUAAAAAUAUUUCAUACUCUCUUAGAAUUAAAAAGUGAUGUUAUAUCUGAUUCAGUUUUAAAUGUUUUACAUACACUUGAUUUACUUAAGUAUGACAGAAGUAAUGUGAGUCAUCUUCUUCACAAAGUUUUUACUAAUGCAUAUUUAAUCCAUAAUGUAAAUGCUGUUCCUGCUAUGGCAGUUCUUUUGGGUGAUUACGGAGAAUUUGUUGAUAAUCAUUCAGCACAUGUUUUAGAAUCACUUGUACAAGAUUUUGAAGUACAUGAAGAUGAAAGAACAAAAUUGUUAAUUCUAAUGGCUAGUGUAAAAAUGUUCCUAAAGAUGCCUGCAAAAUGUCAGCAUAUCUUGGGAGAAGUGUUUGAAAAAUGUAUGAGUGGUAAAAAAGAGCCAGAUGAUUUAUUUAAUAAAGCAAGAAGAUAUUAUUUAUUAUUACAGCAUGAUGUGGAAUUAGCAAAAAAAAUUCUGCUUGGCAGUUGAUAUAAUCAAUUUUUAUAUUCUGAAGUGCCUUAUAUUUGUUGUGAUAGUAAUUAAUAAAAGAAAUUAUAAAUAUAACUGUACUCGGAAUUGUUUUCCUCUGACUUGUCAAAUUACAAUGGUCAACAAGAUUUUCUUCACAAGAUAUCUUAUUACUGAAUCUAGUGUUUUUUUCACACUGAAUUCAGAUAUAUAUUCAGUAUUUCUCCAUCAGGCACAGUUUUUUAGUGACAGCUAUGUUUUAAAAUCUGAUUUUAACCUUCUCUUUGGCCUGUGAUAGGUACCUUUACCUUACAUGUAGUAAUUUUAUUCAAGCUGUAUUUAAGGAAAUUAUGUAUAAUAUCAUGUAAUUUGGGGGUAGUUUACAUGAAGUCCCCCAACAUUUUCUGAAAGACAACUCCAAUUUUUUUCUUUAAAUUUCUUGUAAGAAUAGAGUAAAAUGCACUUAUAAAAGGUGGCAUAGGUCUGAUUUUCAGGGUUAUCUCUG